Messenger RNA from Cyprinus carpio (common carp), 2765 nucleotides. RefSeq names its product SLAIN motif-containing protein 1-like. The record is from RefSeq and is a predicted model, not a curated record. The transcript has 10 exons. Lineage: Eukaryota; Metazoa; Chordata; Actinopteri; Cypriniformes; Cyprinidae. Gene Ontology annotation, cellular component: microtubule plus-end. Gene Ontology annotation, biological process: cytoplasmic microtubule organization; microtubule nucleation; positive regulation of microtubule polymerization. Bases 176 to 1822 code for a protein of 548 amino acids.
UAAACGAGGGCUGGCGAGGAGCUGAGGUGUUCAGUGGUGGUCGUGUGUCGUGUUUUGAACUGAGUGGGAGGAGACAGGGACACAUCAGCAUCUGAAUGAAGCGUGCAGGCUGUGUGAAGCACUGCGAGUCUGGGCACACAGGGUAAACAACACCGCCACCAUCUUUCUACUGUAUAUGCUUUUCUCUUCAAUGGACGGAUUAUUGUUCAACCCGCAGAUGAUGACGGACGUCAAUGGCAACAGUAAGAUAAUGAACGCAGAACUGGAGGUGAGAAAGCUUCAGGAGCUCGUGAGAAAACUGGAGAGGCAAAACGAGCAGCUCCGGACGAGAGCAAACCUCGCGAACAGCUGCACCUCCAGCGCCCGUCUCGGCCCAGACACCGGGAAUCACUGCCUUUCACCCUCUUAUUCUCCCUCUUUCGGACUGUCGGAGGAGCACUAUCCGUAUUUUGAUCCGCAGUCAGUGACUGGUGCUGAUGAGGAUGAUGCCACUGUGCUGGAUGAGGUGGAAGUACUAGACCUUCAUGAUGUUCUUCCCAUCGAUGGAGAGUCUGAUUAUAGCUGGUUGUACGUGUCUCUGAAAGCAAAGCUGUUUCCUCAUCUUCUCCUCAGUCCUCUUCAGUGGUGCAGACACGUGCUGGACAACCCCAGACCAGAGGUGGAGUUAGCCAAACGCUCACUGUGUCACCAACUGGACCAAGAUCUACCUUCACCAAACCAUCAGAAGUCUCUCACAGGGAGGAACUGCUCAAGCCUAACCGAAAGAUCUCCCACAUUCCUCUAUCACAUGGCUACACACAGUAAUAGUCACUGGCAAAGGCCUCUCAGUCCUCAGUCGUCCAUAGACAGUGAGCUCAGUGUCUCUGAGCUGGAGGACGAUACCAUCUCUAUGAGCUAUAAGCUUCAGGACAUGACUGAUGUGGAGGUCAUGGCCCGACUGCAGGAGGAGAGUCUACGGCAGGAGUACGCGAGCACAGCUGCCACAGCCACGCGGCGCAGUGCCAGUUUUUCGGUGCACACAGGUGCACGCAGGAGCAUGAGGAGUGAGGCCGAGCUGGAGGAAGAGGAAGAGGAAGAGGAAGAGUAUGAUCAGCUGUCAGCUCCGCAGCCGCGGCUCUUCCGUACGUCCUCCAUGCAGCGCAGCACGUCCCACUCACAGAGCCUCUCCAGCAUGAAAGAGUGCCGGCGCAGCCCCUCCACGCCUCAGUACCUCAACAGCCUGUCCUACCAGCAGCUGCACAUGCCCAACCUCAGCUCCAGUGCAGCUACAGAGACCCAGAGCUACAGAGCCAGCACAGACAAGCUAAGGAGGAGCAUGCCAAACCUACUUCGAGCUCCCAGCAUUCCCAGUGUCAUCAGUGUGCCGAACGUUCCUGCUCCGACCGCUCACAUUGCCACAUCGUCCUCGUCUUUCUCGUUACUCCGAAACAGUCAGAGUUUUGAUUCCCACAGUGGUCUGACCAAGAUACAGUCUGCAAUUCCCUCUCCGGGCCAGUUACAGCAGCGGGUUCAGAGCGUGGGUAACUUCUCAACACGGCCCCCUCUGAAAGCCACAGCGUACGUGAGCCCUACCAUCCAGAGUGCCACCACAAUGCCUUCCUCUGUUAGUCUCAGCUCUAUCCCCAGCAGCAGCAGCAUCCCUCUCCCCAGCAAACCCUCCUCCAGUCGCAGCGCUCUACCUCGUCCUGCCUCCUUUGUUGGGACAAGUGGGGCCUCACGCAGUAAAAUUGCACAGCCCAUACGCAGUUUACUGACUCCACCGAAGAGUGUCUCUGCUCUGAGCGCCCUGCGUGACGGCAGCUGGAGGGACGGCUGCUAUUAAACUGCUCUGACCUUAAAUGUCUCAGGCCCAGCUGGCUGGGCACAACUAGACCUGAAGUGGAAAACAUCAAGUGAUUCGAGGUUGAAAAGCAGGUUUGUUUUGGACAUUCUCUCUGACGACCAGUGACCACUCCAGACACAUUAACAUCAACAGCGCAAAUUUGUAAGUGUUUUAAAUUACAUUUCAAAUUUUACUAAUUUAAAAAGUAAGUAGAAAGACAUUAGAUGGGGCUGACAGACUCUGCACUGUAGCCAUUGGAACCAACUAGAAUCCUUGUGUAAGUGGAUAAAAUGCCAAACAAGGCAGAAGAGGUGAGUCGUCUCUACAAUAUUGUUAUUCAUAUUACCCUUUUUUCCCCAUUAUUUGUCCAUGCAUACUGUACUUUGUCCUUUAGGAUGCAGUGAUCAAUAUGAAAUCUGUGCAGGACAUAGCUAAGCAUUUAGGGUUUGAGUGGACCGUUCUAGCAUUUGAACUGGGAUUCACCUGAAAUGAAGUCAGACAGUUUCAUGCCACAUCCAAGAAAAGAGGGUUCAGGCUCAGAGAAUGCUGGAAUCAUGGUUAUGAGCAUUCCUGGGACAAAACGAUCAAAACCAAGCUGCUGCAGGACGGUCUUGAGCAUGUGGGCCGUCGUGAUCUGGCUGAGAGACUGCGCAGCCUGCAGAGUCGAGCUGCCCUCUGCCUUCCCCUUCAUCGUUACCGUCCAUAAGACCAUAGACAACAAGGACGCCUUGAGCAGGAUUAAUGUGCUUAAUCGCAGUUAUAACUAAGAGAAUUAUGUGAGCUCAAAGUUUGAUACCACUAGUGAAAAUGAUUGUGUAAAUUUAUUAUCUAAUAUUUUUCAUUACAACUCAGUUGUGAAAAAGAAGUGUGCUUAAUUGUGUUGACUGUAAACUUGUAGUUUACUUCACAUUUUUUAGCUGAUGGCAUUUAAUAUAAAUUUUCA